AUGGCGUCGAAGUUGAUACAAGUUCAAUCAAAGGCAUGUGAGGCUUCAAAGUUUGUUGCAAAGCAUGGAACUUCUUACUACAGGCAGUUGCUUGAGAAGAACAAGCAUUUUAUCCAGGAGCCUGCCACUGUUGAAAAGUGUCAAGAGUUGUCUAAGCAGCUUCUCUACACCCGUCUUGCUAGCAUUCCCAAACGCUAUGAAACCUUCUGGAAGGAGCUAGACUACGCAAAGAACUUAUGGAAGAACAGAACCGAUCUGAAGGUAGAAGAUGCUGGAAUCGCUGCAUUGUUUGGUCUUGAAUGCUUUGCUUGGUACUGCGCAGGAGAAAUCACCGGCAGAGGGUUCACCUUCACCGGCUAUUACCCUUGAAAGAGACCAACAAUAACUUGAAACCACAUCACUUGCUCCGUAUUUUAGUUUCCAUGAUUCUCUCUGAAUCAAUUUUUUCCAGUUUUGGAGCUGAGAAACAUCCAUUUUACUGAACUCUCACUGAGAUAAGCUUGAGAUUAAUAAGAACAAAAUUUUAAAGAGGAAGUUUCUUUAUAUUUUGCUUUCUCUUUAUAUAUUUUCUUUUUAAAAAAAACAUUGGUCUGUUGCAAAUACUCCAAAUUUA
Molecule: messenger RNA, 613 nt
Organism: Eruca vesicaria subsp. sativa (arugula)
Lineage: Eukaryota; Viridiplantae; Streptophyta; Magnoliopsida; Brassicales; Brassicaceae
Source: the annotation of a GenBank genome assembly